Molecule: messenger RNA, 2453 nt
Organism: Cuscuta epithymum
Lineage: Eukaryota; Viridiplantae; Streptophyta; Magnoliopsida; Solanales; Convolvulaceae
Source: the annotation of a GenBank genome assembly
AGCAAUAUAAUUCACGGAUCCCAUAAAUGAGCCAAGGACGGUUAAAGCAGACCUCCCAUCACACAAUCAAGAGUCUUACAAUAAUAAAAGUAACCGAGAGAAAAAUAAACAGUUUAAUCAUGAAAAAUAAAUAUCAAACAAAUAGUAAAAUUAAAAUAUUGCUUCCAAGCGUUAAACUCUCCUGCACUACAUGGCGGCAGUUCAGGAGGGGGACGGUCCAACAGUACUGAAGCAUCUUCCGCUCCUUGCCUUUGGUCCAGAUCAGUUCCAGCCCCUAGCCCCACACUUCGUCCAUGAGCUCAACCAUGAAUGGUAUCCUCGAAAUUCUCCACCUGCUGCUAAGGAUAUACAACAUUUGGCUACCAUAUAGUUGUUGCGGUAUGUCGAAGAAGAGAGCCUCACAUACCCAUUCCUUAAUGAUUCUGCUCACAUAUUUUAGUAGGAAUUUGUGCUGCAGGUUUAGAAACUUUUUCCGGGUAAAGUUGAAAAAAAGAAAAAUGUCACGUGAGAAUGAUAAAUACAGAGAGGGAAUAGCAGUGGGCACUUAUUACACUCACGCUUACCCCUACUAAUUUCUGAACUCUUUUUCUCUAUCAAAAGCACAGAUACACAAAAGCUUUCUACCUAUAAUUUCUCUCAUUUAGUUCCAUCACAGUCCAUAUCCACAUUCCUUAAUUUCUUGUGUUCUUUUACCUGUCAUAUGAUCCUUUAUGCUUAUCUGGGUCAAAUCUGAUCAUUGGUUUUCUGGUGUUCCAAUUGAAAAGCUAGCUACUCCUGGCCUGGAGAUAAAAUGGGGAAGAAGGGAAGUGGAUGGUUUUCCUCUGUAAAGAAGGCCUUCUACACACAGCAACCUAUGAACGAUUCUCCCAACAAGGAAGACAGAAACAACUCAGGAGAGGACAAAUGGGACCAAGAAGCCCCGGAGGUGGUCUCACUCGAACAUUAUUUCCCUUCACCUGAUCUGACCAGCAGGGAAACCAACGGCAAUGAUUCGCCGGUCGACGAUCCUAACCGUGCCAUUUCCGUCGCGCUCUCCACUGCUGCCGCUGCUGCCGCUGCCGCUAAGGCAGCUGCAGAGGUUUUCAGGCUGGCAGGAUGUAGCCGCUGGUCUAAGCCGGACAGAGCUGCCACACUCAUUCAAUCCCAUUACAGAGGAUAUCUUGCAAGAAGAGCAUUGAGGGCGCUGCGGGCAUUGGUGAGGCUGCAAGCAUUGGUAAGGGGUAACUAUGUGCGGAAGCAGACGCUGAUGACGAUGCGGUGCAUGCAAUCUUUGGUGCGCGUGCAGGGAAGAGUCAAAGCCGGGAGGGUGCUGCAAUCCGCCGCCGUCAAACAGAAGCUGCCCUCCAUCAGCCGCCACUCCGGUGGUGUCAAUGUUGACUUUGAAGCUGAAAGGUCAUUGCAGAAUCUCGAAGAAAGGAUGAGGAAGCUCGGAAAGACAUUGCAGAAGCAGCAGGUGGAGAAGGAUGAUGAUGAGGGGGUGAGUGAUACGAUUCUGGAAUCUUCUGGAGGAAUGGAUGAUGAUUCAGAGAUGAAAAGAGAGAGAGAUCUUGCUUAUGCGGCCUAUGCCUACCAGGACAAAGAGCAAAUAUUAUGGGAUUCUAGUGCAAGUGACCACCAUCAUGAAGUGUUAUAUGGGAAAGAAGAGCCACAAUGGCGAAGGAGUUGGAUGGAUGGAUGGAUGGCUUCACAAGCAACCGAGUCUUCGCGGCCUAGCCAGCCACGAGAUGCAUCUUGCCUGACCAUUUCCAGUUCAGAUGGUAUAUCCGAAAAGACAGUUGAAAUCAAUUUUCCCGCACGAUUAGUCCGACCCGAGCAUGUCCAAUCAACAACCAAAUAUAACUUUAUUAACGCGGGCGGAACUAGUAGCCCGAAUUCAACCUAUGGACGUCGACAAACUUGGCCGGGCUUGGAAGAGAAUGUUCCGAGUUUCAUGGCCCCAACACAAUCUGCUAAGGCAAAGGUGCGGACCCAACAAGACUCGAAUAAGAUCCAUACCCAGAGAUCAGCCCAAUGGAACUCAUCAACCAAAAGUAGACCAGCUCGUCAGAUGGGCUCAAGAAGCCCAAACAUGAAAGCUUAUGCGAGGCAAGCGAAGUGGAUGCCCACUAAUAAUUACAGCAGCCCAGAGUCCAGCGGAGAUGAUAGGGUGUCACCAUUGAUGAGAAACUACGGAUGGAGAUAUAAUUUUGGUUGAUUAUUUGUGUUUAAUCUUGUGGUUCUUGUGUUACCGUACUUAGCUCUGUCUAUUGACUCUAUUUAAUCAUAUCAUUUAGGAAUACUCUAUUUUACUUUCAAAAAAAAAAUCGAAUACUUUAGUAGUUUUUCUCAACAAUAGAGAAAUGGAUAAUAAAAAAAUCAUGAAGUAAAUAUGAAGGACCAUUCUUGGUGUACACAACUUAUACACAAAAUGUGUACAUUGUCUGUAUACACAAACAAAUUGACAUGAAAUUCUG